Messenger RNA from Cajanus cajan (pigeon pea), 1355 nucleotides. The record is from RefSeq and is a predicted model, not a curated record. Lineage: Eukaryota; Viridiplantae; Streptophyta; Magnoliopsida; Fabales; Fabaceae.
CAAAAACAAAUUGUGAUGUCUGAGUAACACUUAUCAACUGAAACAAUCUGUGUUUCCUUCUCUGACUUGUACAAUGUCAGUGUUAUCGCCUCAAACACUCUCGCCACUUCUUCUAAACACCAAGACAGAUUUUGGGUCUCCACUUCCUCUUAUCACCUUCUCCUCCACACCCACUAACCGCUCCUCCCUCUUCAUCUCUUUCAACAAUUCUGGAAAUGGGUUGGCCAGUGAAGACAAAAAAAUCUUGCUUGAGAAGUACGGCUACGAUGUCGAUGCUGACGAGUACUUUUCUCAGUCAUCUCCUAAGUCUAAGAGGAGAAAGGAGCAGCUAAAGAAAAGGGGAGGGAAGCAAGUGCAGGACCCACCAGAGGACCCUAAGCCUCCUCGUACUACCCAUAAGUUGCUUCAGGUUCUCGGAGGAACAGCUCGAAGAGUGAAGCUACUCUCACCAAAGGGCAUGGAUGUACGCCCCAUGAUGGAAGUGGUCAAAGGUGCAGCCUUUGAUAUAUUACAGGCAGCUGGUGGCUGUCCUGCAGCGCUGAGACCUGGUCGAUGGUUAGACUUGUACAGUGGUACAGGUUCUGUUGGAAUUGAGGCACUUAGCCGAGGAUGUUCUGAGGUGCAUUUUGUUGAGAUGGAUCCUUGGGUUGUAUCAGAUGUUUUACGUCCAAACUUAGAGGAAACUGGAUUCCUUGAUGCUUCGGUCAUACAUACUGUUCGUGUGGAAAAAUUCUUUGAGCGUGCAGAACAAUUCGUAGGAAACGAUGGCCCAUUUGAUUACAUUAGUGUCACCCCUCCAUAUACACAAGUUGACUAUCAGGUGCUGAUGAGACAAAUAUCAGAGUCAUCCUUGAUUGGAGAGAACACAUUUAUUGUAGUUGAGUAUCCUUUAAAAACUGACAUGCUGGAUUCUUGUGGAAGCCUUGUGAAGGUAACCGACAGACGGUUUGGACGGACGCUCUUGGCAAUUUAUGGACCAACAUGGUCCCAGAAGAAGAGGAGAUGACACAUUCAAAUUACCACAGUUUCAGUAAAGGCUGAGAAACAUGCUGGUGCAAUUUUUUAUCUGUUACAAGGGUCAACAGGGUUUAGUUUCUGAAACCUAUCUCACUUCUUCAGAAGCUGUUAUACAGAGUCUAGUGUUGGUCCCUGCGACAGGUCACCACAUGUUAUGUGAUGUCUUGUGGUGAAUUAUGAAACCUUGGAUUCUUUUCAUAUAAGAUGAGAACCCCCUCAGCUGAUAAUUGAUUUAUUAAAUGUAUAUUAAGGUUUCAUUAUGGUUGGUCAUAGUUGAAGUGAAUUGUGAUAGUAAGGGAACUUUAUCUACAAUAUUAGGAGUGUGAAUCUUGAAAUCA